GUUUCCUUUCUCUGAUUAUGUUGUGCUGGGUUAGUUUUAUCUGCAAUGGCUGCUUCAUCUUCUCUUUUCUCCUGCUCAAUGCAUAGGGAGGUGCAUGCUCUGAAGAUAUCAAAAUGCCCUAGAGAUUUUGUCUGCUGUGAUAGCAAAAUCCCCUAUAUGGAACCUGGUUAUUUAAAAUCAAUAUGCUGUCCUAAUUCAAGAAUUUUAAGCAUGAAUAAGUCAUCAAAAUGGGAACAGAUGAGAAAAAUCCGGCAAAGAGAUGGAAUCCAUUGCCGUGCUUUGGAAACUGAACGUGCACCUUCCUUUUCAGUUGGGCAGAAAUUUCAACUUGAUGAUGUUAUUGAAGCUCAACAGUUUGAUAGAGAUAUUCUGAAAGCCAUUUUUGAAGUUGCAAGGGAUAUGGAGAACGUUGAAAAGAAUUCUCCUGAUAGCCAGCUUUUAAAGGGUUAUCUUAUGGCUACCCUAUUUUAUGAGCCCUCUACUAGAACUAGACUUUCAUUUGAGUCUGCCAUGAGAAGACUAGGUGGAGAGGUUUUAACAACUGAAAAUGCUAGAGAAUUUUCAUCUGCAGCUAAAGGAGAGACACUUGAAGAUACAAUAAGAACAGUUGAGGGUUAUUCUGAUAUAGUUGUGAUGCGACACUUUGAAAGUGGUGCGGCCAGAAGAGCUGCAGCUAUAGCUGGCAUUCCAAUAAUCAAUGCAGGGGAUGGUCCUGGACAACAUCCAACCCAGGCACUUUUAGAUGUGUAUACCAUCGAUAGAGAGAUUGGAAAGCUUGAUGGUAUAAAAGUUGGGCUUGUGGGAGACCUUGCUAAUGGGAGGACAGUUCGUUCAUUGGCAUACUUGCUUGCUAAGUACAAGGAUGUGAAGAUUUAUUUUGUCUCUCCAAAUGUGGUUAAAAUGAAGGCUGAUAUAAAAGACUAUUUGACAUCAAAGGGAGUGGAUUGGGAAGAAAGUGCUGAUUUAGUGGAAGUGGCCUCCGAGUGUGAUGUGGUUUAUCAAACUCGCAUUCAAAAAGAAAGAUUUGGGGACAAAAUUGACCUUUAUGAAGAGGCUAGAGGCAAGUAUAUUGUGAAUCAGGAUAUUCUCAAGGUGAUGCAGAGACAUGCAGUGGUUAUGCAUCCUCUUCCAAGACUUGAUGAAAUCACAGUGGAUGUUGAUGCUGAUCCAAGGGCUGCUUAUUUCAGGCAAGCCAAAUAUGGUCUAUACAUUCGGAUGGCUCUUUUGAAACUAUUGCUUGUUGGGUGGUAAAACCUGCAUUCUUCUUCAAAAAUGUAUGGAAGAUGCUGAACAUCAUUUGCUUUUUGUUGUCAAUUGUCAUGUCCUUUAUUUUGGAUUUUCUCCUUUUGUUUUUCGUUAUUCUUUCUAAUCUUAUAA
Molecule: messenger RNA, 1377 nt
Organism: Gastrolobium bilobum
Lineage: Eukaryota; Viridiplantae; Streptophyta; Magnoliopsida; Fabales; Fabaceae
Product: aspartate carbamoyltransferase 3, chloroplastic
Exons: 6
Coding region: 46-1251 (401 amino acids)
Biological process (GO): 'de novo' pyrimidine nucleobase biosynthetic process; amino acid metabolic process
Molecular function (GO): aspartate carbamoyltransferase activity; amino acid binding
Source: RefSeq, a predicted model, not a curated record